Messenger RNA from Aethina tumida (small hive beetle), 5314 nucleotides. RefSeq names its product phosphofurin acidic cluster sorting protein 1 (gene KrT95D). Lineage: Eukaryota; Metazoa; Arthropoda; Insecta; Coleoptera; Nitidulidae. The transcript has 11 exons. The record is from RefSeq and is a predicted model, not a curated record. Bases 170 to 2536 code for a protein of 788 amino acids. Gene Ontology annotation, biological process: protein localization to plasma membrane.
GUGCACGAACGUCAGUUGUCUUUGUGAUUUGACAGUUAACUUAAAAAGGUGUUCAAACAAUGUAAGUGAUGUGUGUUUGUGGAAGUUGGUCGCCGAGCGUGACUCGGGAAUCGAAACUAAUCAAGACUAUGUUGUCGUUAUCGAAUAAGGCCAGUGAAAAUCUUCGAGGAUGAGUGAAAAGCCGAGCAAAACAUUAAGCGGGGCGGGGGCCUCCGCGCCGAAUAAAAUGAGACUGUACGCUACCGGAGUAGAUAGGACCCCAUCGAACUGCAUCCCCAGAUUAUGUUCCCUAACACUCACGAGAAUAAUACUGCUGCGACCCCUCGGUUCCGACCUGGCAUCGAUAUCGAUCGCCGUGAAGAUGCAGUCCAGCAAACGCACCCUCCGCUCCCACGAACUGAACCUGCCGCAGGGCGGUCUGCUGGACACGCCGCUCGACAUGACCUUCUGUCUGCAGUACCCGCACUUCUUGAAGCGCGAGGGAAACAAGCUGCACGUACUGCUGCAACGGCGGAAGCGGUACAAGAACAGGACCAUGCUGGGCUUCAAGACGUUGGCCGAGGGAAUCAUACGUAUGGAUCAGAUACUCCAAAAGCAGAUGGAUCUCGAACUGGAACUGAUGGCGGAAAGUGGCAAAGAGAAGGGUGCGAAUCCAGUGGCCCGAGUUACCGUUCUCCAGCUGAGCUCGACGCCCAUCGACCACGAACACAAAACGGAACGGGACCACGAUUUUAGCGACGACGACGACGACAUCAGUUCCGGUGAAGAAGAACCUGGCGAUUUGUCCGACAGUGAACCCAUCAGAACCAAAAUGCCACACGCCAGACACAACCUCAAGCAAAGAUUUGUCUCGUUACUGCGACGAUUCCGGGUGGCAGAUUCGGAGGGCGGCCGCGGUGCCGACCUGGACAAUCCCAGCGACAUCCAGGCGCUCUUCCAGGAGCUCGAGUCACUGAGCUGCGACGAGGACUCCGGCAACGAGCAGGACACAAUGUCGAUUUCCAGCACGCCGAAGCCGAGCCUGAGGCCGUUCUUCAGCAGCAGUCGCAGCCUCCUCGACUCGAAUCCGCCUCCGUGCGUGGAGAACGAUCGUGUGGGGGACGACAGGACGUGUUCGGGCAGUGAUGGCAACGCGGACGUCUGCUACACAGAUCCGGAGGGGCAGAGCGAUCCGCAGACGGGGUCGCCGCCCAGGGAACAGUCCGUCGGUACCAGAAAGAUCGCUGGUGAUAGCGAGUUUGCAAACAUUAUGCAGGAGUUAAGCGAGAGAAAAUCAAAAUUGUUCAGAUCUGGUGCGUCAUCAGCGAAAAAGAAGAAUUCUCUUAGUGUAGGAUCUGAUGCGCCUCCUCCUGAGUCCAUAACGGUUCGAAAAGUUUUUGCCGAUCAGAUAUUGAAACUUUUACCCCUUGAAGAAACGAUGCUUCCUGAAUGUGUCGUCUUAUUAUCAGGUCCAGAAAAUGUGACUGGACCGUUGCAGACAAGACUGGCCUCCCUUCCCAAUCUUAAAGUUUUUGUGCCCCUUUCCGCAAUCGAAACCAAAACUGUAUUAACAGCGUUAUUUACAAAAAUUCACAAGUAUUGUAACAGUUGUGCCAAACCGGGUGCAUACGUAAAAAUUUUAUUAAUUGGAGGAGACACUUUAAUAGGAUGGUCAAUAAGGCCGUACGUAGAAACGUUGUCAAGCAAGUCAUCAGAAUGGCUGGCAUAUAGCAGACUGUAUAUAGUACCUAUGGGAACUUGCAAUAUGGCAAGACAUCUGGCUACAUUAGAUCAGGGAUAUGCGACGCUUUUCCCUAACGAUCAAGAACUGAAACUCGAUGAUCUCUGUUUGAGAAUAAACCGAUAUUUGUCGGUUUCUGCAUCUGCACCAAUUGCACAAUUGCCCUUGGGAGAAGCAAUGUUGACGUGCUACGAUGAAAACAGCCAGUUGUUUAUACCGUUCGUUAAUGACGUGAGAGUGGGUCCAGCAGAUCACACCCUUUCCGUUAGUGUUGAUUUAGAAGACACAUGCUCCAGUCCGCCCGCCCCCUCUCUGACGCCACCUUCGUCGCCCAACGUACAAGCCCGCGAGUCACCUUGGGAACCGCUAGAACUACAGCUGGACUACUGGCAGAUUCCCAAAUUCAACGAAAUGACUACGUUACCGGUCGUCAAAACGGAUAAGACCCAAAAGCAGGACGGCAAGACGUCUUUGAAGGCGUUGUUUAGGGGUAUACAUGCCACACCUACUUCCACCAGCGGGCUUAACCUGAACAUCAACCUAGCCUCCAAAGAAAAGAAACAGAAAAUAAUGAGACUGGGGAAGAAGAAGGAAAAAGAAAAGGACACAGAGCCUAGGAACCAUGCAGUAGAAGGAGUCUCCAGAUUAAUAUGUUCUGCAAGGGCGUCACACACGGCCCCUAUGAAAGUGUAUAUCGACGGAGUGGACUUCAACGGAGUAAAAUUCUUCCAACUGAGCUCCACGUGGCAAACACACGUCAAAAAUGUAUCUGUCGCCCUGGUGGGCGUUCCGUUGGCCAGUAUGGAACUGAACUGAAUCUGCACGCCCCCCAAAACACUAAAUCGACAACAGCACAUCAUAAUCCACUGCCCAAUUUUCUGUCGUGGACAAAACUAUUCUCCGGAAGUCUCGCGAAUGGGAUUGAGAAAAUUUGGAAUCUGAUUCAAUGCUAGAUGGUCAAUUAAUGACUGUGGUGCAAGCAUAUAAAACCCAGUGACAGGUUUCAAGUUUUCGGUUAUGCCAGUGUAGAUAUGGGUUUUGAGUCCACAUUUAUACUGUAUUCAGCAAUAUCGUGGUAAUAAUUGAUUAGAAAAUAUUAAAUGUCUCUAAUGUGUAUUAUUUACAUUUGAAAUCGAUAUCGUUUGGACUCCAAUCACAAGUUUUACACUCGGCAGUAACUGAUCCCAAACUGUGUCCCCCUACUUUUUACGCUCCUUUUUUUGGGAACCUCCUGCGUGUGCGUCUCCGUUUUUACUCUCCAUGAUCUUUCGCUUAUCUGCUUCCGUGAUUCUAAUACCACCGCUUCUAGUCACUAUACGGGGUUACCCAAAAAUGAAACAAGUUAAUGUUUUAAAACCGUUGACAAUACAACCCUUUAAAAGGCUCAAAACUGACUCGUUAAAGACUCUAAAGUUAUAUAUAAAAAAUACUCUGUAUAUGUGAUAUAGUUUGUAGUUUGUCGUUAAUCAUACUGAGUAUGCUUCGGACAUUAAUAAUUAAGAUGUACAUCCCAAAAAGUGUCGGAUAAUGCAUAUAAAUACAUUACAAACAGGUAAAAUGGAAGUGCGUUUAAUGUUCAGAGUGAUUUUCUCACCUACGUACUUACAAUUAGAUGUUUGAAUGUUUGUUAUACAAUACGUGCUCUUGUUCUCCUUCAUUAGUUUCUUUAUUUAGUAAUAAUGAUAAAUAAUGUGCUUAGUAUUGCUUAAGCUCAAAUAUUCAACAUAUCAUAAUCGAAAAAAUAACGUUCUUAUAUGUAGUAUUUUUUAUUUAUUAUAUGUUGUACUAUAUAUUUAUACGUAAUAAAAUAUACUCCUGUAUGUGUUUGUAUAUUUGGUACAGGUUUUUUAAAUAUGUUGGAUAAUUCGAUUCAAAGAGCAAUUGAUAUUAAUGUGAUUAUAUGUGUUAAUCGAAACGAUUUAGAGGAUAAACCUCGUCCAUUGUCCAGUUCAAUUAUACAUUCAAUUAAGUCGUGCUUUUAUCGAUUUUACACAUUGUACGCUUGAUAUACAUCACUACAUUUAGUAUUUUAUAAUUGGAUUUGCCAAAAAUAGGCUUAGCAUAUCUACUAACAUGUAAAAAAUACUCCAAUAGAGAUUAUAGAUAAGUGAUAUUUUUUGUACAUUUUUUUCAAAGUUACAAUUGAAUUUGUAAUUAUCUGGAUAAUAUCAAUUGAGAAAUAUUUGUACUGUAACAUAAAUAAUAUAAAAUAUCCAAAUUUGGCUCAGCCAUGUAUUAUAUGCUAAAUAUCGUAAUUUUUUAAAGAUUCAAAAUGUUAACAUCAACAAAAUUGUGUUUUUGUUUAUAAUACAACAUAUUUUGUGGAAUGUUUCCUAAUAUAAUAAUUAUGCAUAUAGGAAGCCUUUUGGGUGAAAUGAUUUAGUUUUAUGGACACUGUGAUCAAUUUUUACAAUAAAAGCUAUUAAAAUUUCUAGCCAUAAAUUGUAUUCCAUUCCAAAUGACUUUCUUAUGCAUUGAUUUUAUAUAGUCUUUGGAUAGUUAAUUAAAGUUGACUUUGUGAUAAAAUAUUCCUAUUCAAUUUCAAGAAUUUUGCGAUAUUCGAAAUUGUUCCCUGAUUAAAAAAUGCAAUAUAUUACAGUUAAGAUUAUAUAAUAGAAAAUGUAUUAGUAAUAAAAACAUUAUUUUUAUAAUUUGUAUUAUUAAGAUAGGUAGCAAGGAAAAUAUCUACUCUUUACCUGGUCAGUUCAUGAAUGUAUUUUUCAAAUUUCCCUUGUUUUCAUAUGUAAUACUUGCAUGAACUUUUAACAUAUCAAUCUGAUCUAAACUAUUCUUUGGUUAGUCCCUCUUUUAAAACCUUGUAAUUGAAUUAGGAAUAUAUUUCUGAAUAUUUUCCAUUUCCAUAAUGUAUAUGCAUAAAUCGAUCUCAGUUUAAGAGACGUGCUACUUUAUUUUUUUUAUGUAUCAGUGGGCUAACCAGGUGUUACUGGGUAGCCGUUUUGUAUGCGACUGUGAUUUUACCCGCAGCUCAUUCCAGUGUAGAACGGAUGCGUGUUCCUGAAAAUAAUAACGUACUAUAUGUAUAUCGAACACUCGUCUUAUAUUGAUAGUUUAUGCUACAGGUAUUUAAUAAAUUAGAUUGACGACUUAAAAAAACUUACUGGAUUUCUUAAUAUACAUUAUUCUAGUAUUUCUCGGAAUGGGUAAAUUGUUGUGAAUUUGAAUAUCUUUUAAACGGACUGAUUUAUUUGAAUAAGCUUUGUACGCCCUAUCCGAGAUAUCUUAUUAAAAUAAAACUUACUAUAUAUAUAUAUAUAUACCCAGUGAAAGCCAGGUUUUCCAAUUGUAAUAGAUUUUAAUGUACCAAUUAUGUUAAAUUAUACAUUUUCUAUACUUCUUGUAAAUAAGACCUAUUUAAUUUUGAUAUAUAUUCAGUCAGCUUUGCGACAGCUUGAAAAUUGAUUUAUUUAUUUAUACAUGAUGCAUAAACUAACAGGUAGUAUCAAUGUUUUGAUGUAAAACAGUAGAAUAGAAUACUUGUUGUAUAAAUGCAAUAACGUUUAAAUAGUAUCGUUUAUAUAAACCAUAUAUUUAUUGAAUAAAGUUGGAUGAGUGUAUGAGACUCUAAAACACAAA